UGCUUUCUUUUCCGUAGCGAAGGAAGAGGGAGCCGCAGCGAAGAGUCUCAUCGCGCGUUUGGAGUACCACAGCCAAGCAGAGCCUGUUUUCUUGUCCCUCCCUGUUGUCACCUGUUUUCCGGACCGGUGUCCCCAAUCCUUGUUUUUUCACGCUCAGAGAGUAUCAUGGACAUAAAAGACGACCAGCAAGACGAUUCUUCAUUCAGCACAGAGACAAAUGGUAAGCGCCCCGCCGAGGAUGGAGAUCAGCAGAAAUCAUUCAAGCGUUCCAGGAGCUCGGAUGAGAUGAUUGAGCUCCGCAUCCUCCUGCAGAGCAAAAAUGCAGGAGCUGUAAUCGGGAAGGGUGGCAAAAACAUCAAAGCACUGCGUUCAGACUACAAUGCCAGUGUGUCAGUCCCAGACAGCAGUGGGCCCGAGCGCAUCCUGUGCAUCUGCGCUGACAUAGAGACCAUCGGUGAGAUCCUGCUCAAGAUCAUCCCCACCCUGGAGGAGUACCAGCAGUACAAUGGCCUGGAUUUUGAGUGUGAUCUGCGUCUCCUGAUCCACCAGAGCCUGGCUGGCUCCAUCAUUGGAGUGAAGGGAGCCAAGAUCAAGGAGCUCAGAGAGAACACAAAGACCAGUAUCAAGCUGUAUCAGGAUUGUUGUCCUCAGUCGACGGACCGUGUUGUGCUGGUUGGCGGUAAAAUAGAGCGCGUGGUCGAGUGUGUCAAGACCAUGCUGGAGGUCAUUGCUGUCGCUCCCAUUAAGGGCCGCUCACAGCCAUACGAUCCCAAUUUCUACGAUGAAACCUAUGAAUACGGAGGCUUCACGAUGGCAUUCGAGGAGAGGGGCAGCAGCAGCCGCCGGCUAUUGAGCAGCUACCCCAUACGAGGAAGCAGGCCAAGCGCAGGCGACCGUGGCUAUGAUCGAAUUUCCUCCAGUAGGUCGUCGCGGGGACCGCUGCCCCCCUCUCGGAGAGAUUACGACGACAUUAGCCCCCGGCGGGGUCCUCCCCCGCACCACCAGAGUAGGAACCGUGGUCACACUAUGUCCAUGGGUCGCUCACACAGAGGCGGAGAUGAUCGUUACUAUGACUCAUACCGUGGCUCAGAUGAAAGGUCAAAUGACAGAAGAGGCAGACCGGAUCGCUACAGCGAUAGCAUGAGUGGAGGAGGAUAUGACAACAGUUCCUCCUGGGAUAACUACCAGUCAAGUGGACGAGGCUCCUACAAUGACCCGGUCAUCACCACGCAAGUGACCAUCCCUAAAGAUCUGGCGGGCUCCAUCAUUGGCAAGGGCGGCCAGCGGAUCAAGCAGAUCCGGCACGAUUCCGGGGCGUCCAUCAAGAUUGACGAGCCUCUGGAGGGUUCCGAGGACCGCAUCAUCACUAUUGUGGGCACCCAGGAUCAGAUCCAGAACGCCCAGUACCUUCUACAGAACAGUGUGAAGCAGUUCUCUGGUCAAUUGCUGUAGACACCCCCCAGGAUUGAUUCGAGCAGAUUGCCCCCUCCCUUCCCCCUCCCCCAUACACACCCCCCUCAGACAUUAAUCUGGAUUGUGGGUACUUUUUUGGGGGGGUAAUUUUAUUUUUGUAUUUUUAAUGCAAUGUUCAACAUUCCUGUGCAUCAAAAAUGUUCUGCAUUGUUUAAAAAAAAAAAAAAAAAAAGUUUGUUCUAUAGUUUACCUGCUUACUGUUUCCAAAUAUACUAUAAAAUGUCACCUGGCAGAUUAAAAUAACUUUAUUUGUGAUGCUUUUGGUUUUUGUGUGUGUAGUGCUGAUUUACACAUCCAUUACUGCUCUGAAACAUCCAGAAUGUAAGAUGACUUGGUCAUUUUAAUAAUUUUGGGAUGUGUCAGGACGCAUAACAAGACACUGGCUAACUAGUAGAAUAUUCAUAGGUGUUGUCGUGUGAUUUAAAUUCAGUAGUUUCUAUCCAGUCGGAAAGUUGCAACAAUGUUUGUUUGUAAAUUUUACUGGAAAAAUAAAGAAAACCCACAUGCCUGUGUUCUCAACUACAGUUGAUUUGAUGUCCAUGCUGUAAAACGUUUUUGUCCAAUUGUAAAAUGAAUAAAGAUGCCACUUUUUACUCA
Messenger RNA from Phycodurus eques (leafy seadragon), 2070 nucleotides. It is a transcript of the gene hnrnpk, whose product is annotated as heterogeneous nuclear ribonucleoprotein K. Gene Ontology annotation, biological process: regulation of mRNA splicing, via spliceosome; regulation of transcription by RNA polymerase II. Lineage: Eukaryota; Metazoa; Chordata; Actinopteri; Syngnathiformes; Syngnathidae. Gene Ontology annotation, cellular component: cytoplasm; nucleus. The record is from RefSeq and is a predicted model, not a curated record. Gene Ontology annotation, molecular function: mRNA binding. The coding region runs from base 166 to 1452 and encodes 428 amino acids. The transcript has 16 exons.